AUGUCACUCACGCUGUGGAGCGGCGUGAACCCUGAGAACGCGCGCACGCUCAAGAUUCUUGUGGCGGCGGCCCUCGCCAACGUGCCCGUGACACUCAAGCCGUGCGAGUACGGCCGCGAGAACGAGACGGCGGAGUACUGCCGCAACUGCAGCCCGUGUGGCCGCUACCCCGCGCUGCAGACGGAGGAGGGCUACAUCUUCGAGUCCAACGCCAUCCUGCGGCACAUCGCGCGCCUCGACCGGAGCGGCGGCUUCCUGUACGGCCGCACGCCGCUGGAGGGCAGCCAGGUGGACAUGUGGCUCGACUUCGCGACGACGGAGCUGGACGCGGCCGUGACGCCGUU
Molecule: messenger RNA, 344 nt
Organism: Trypanosoma rangeli
Lineage: Eukaryota; Euglenozoa; Kinetoplastea; Trypanosomatida; Trypanosomatidae
Product: elongation factor 1-gamma (EF-1-gamma)
Exons: 1
Biological process (GO): translational elongation
Cellular component (GO): nucleus; cytoplasm
Source: RefSeq, a predicted model, not a curated record